Daphnia pulex (common water flea) is the source of this 5795-nucleotide messenger RNA. It is a transcript of the gene tous, whose product is annotated as cilia- and flagella-associated protein 57-like. The transcript has 19 exons. Gene Ontology annotation, molecular function: protein binding. The record is from RefSeq and is a predicted model, not a curated record. NCBI's taxonomy places the organism in Eukaryota, Metazoa, Arthropoda, Branchiopoda, Diplostraca, Daphniidae. The coding region runs from base 703 to 4326 and encodes 1207 amino acids.
CGUUUGUUUGCGCAGGUGAGCAGGAUAAGAAUGUUCCUGUGAUGACAGUCCCUCCUGAAGUGAACGUAUGACUUCCAACACACCCAUGAAGUUCGUGCCCCUAUUUACAGUAAGUUCUGCUUCGCCCUAUUUUCUCCCCGUCGUCUCCGCCCCUUGGUUUAUGACAGGUUUUAUAUUGCUUUCAAGUGGCCUUCUUUACAAAUGCUGCAGCAUUGUCGAAAUCCUAGUUGCAGAGUUGGGUAGAGAUCGAUCGAUGCAUUUAAACUGGCAGCAAGUUGAAAUUAUUGAUAUGUGCGCAGUUCAUGACAGUGUCGCUUGUCACGUGACAAGAUUUCUCGUCCUUGGCGAGCUCUUUUACGAUGUUUCGCCUACCUUUUAUCAAUGGAUCUAGUAACUGAGCUGUGCUAUCGGAUUUGUUUCAUAUCCAUCCAAGUUAGACGUGCACAGCUGGAUCUGGUGUCAUGGUAACCAGCGGCUUGAUCGUUAGUUUCGUUUCACUCACGAUAUAAUCCUUGAAUCCAACUGACAGUCGACUGUUGAAAUUGAACGACUGCGGGACUUCACGAUUGCAGCGGAAGCAAACCAGUUUCCUUACCGGAAGUUUCGCUUUUCAUUCUUCCACAUAUUAUCUCUUCUGCUGAAUGGCAUCGAACUCGUCUUAUUGACUGUGAAUCAUUCGUCCGACAAGGAUCUCAUACAGAAAUGCAUCUCGAGUUCGCAGCCAGCCCUUUGCGGCUAUUGGCCCCUUGCACGGGAUCCGUGGCGCUGUUGGACAACCAUCAGAUGAUUUACAUAUCAGGGCGAGUUGUCGUCAUGUAUAACUGGAUGAAUCAAACUCAGACGUUCUUGCCUCCGCGCAACAGUACCAUGGCCACGGCAGCUUUCGCACUCAGCCCCGACUCUCAGGUGAUGGCCACUCUGGAAGUAGGACCGAAGAGUAACCUAGUGGUUUACGAGAUGAUGCCCACUCGCCGACGGAAAGCCAUUCCGAUCCACAUCGCAUCGCAUCAUCACGAAGAGCCCGUGGCUUUGGCAUUUUCCGCCGAUGGCAAACUAUUGGCCACUCUCCUGCCUGAGCAACCCCCAAAGGAUCACAGUCAUGCAACUGAAUUGCCUCUAUCUUCCACCCUAAACCUCACCAACACCACAACCCAUCACCAGCACAGCUACUCCAUCACGGUCUACCUGUGGCGUACGGGCAAAACUCUCGCUUCCAUCAGCCUCGGAUCGGCCAGCCUUCCUUCAAUUAACCCACAAUUAUCGUUCAAUCCUAUGGACGUGCAUUCGUUGGUGGUGGUCUACGGUGGAUCGCUACGUUUCUACCGGCUCACUCCCGACGGAAUGGAAAGUGGAAUGAAACCUAAGUUGGCUGGGCAUUUUAUUACUUGCCAUUCUUGGAUUUCCACUUCACGAAUGGCUUUGGGUACCAAGACUGGACAAAUUCUGAUUAUUGAAGAGUCAGACAUUGUGACGCAGAUUCCGCUAGAUGCCAACGAUCCUCGAGCUGGGCGCGUUCAUCAUCACGACAGAGCGGAUAGCGCGAAAAGGGAUGCAGAUGCUGAACAGCAAAUGAUUAGCGCUGUGUGCCCACUUGGUUUGAAUCAAAUUUGCCAUUUGACUGGACAUAGUCUAUUGACUGUCAGUGAAGCACGGGAUAGCAAGGGAACAGUUUAUAACACUGCUGCCGUUCUAUCACCUGGCGAGCUGAAUUCAGCCGUUUCCUCAACGACGGAUGUCUCCAUCGAAAUUGGACGUAGCUCAUUCGUGAAUGAUUCGACCUGUAGCCUUAUGGAUAAGGGAAGGUGUUCGUUAACUGCUCUAGCACGUCACGGAAAAAAGUUUAUCGCUGUCGCCUUGCGAGGGCAAAUAUGGUUCGCCGAAUUGAGUCACCAUCCAUCAUCCGAGAGUGACCCAGCCAAAAUGGAGAACAUUAUCAGCUUAGCGCAUAGCGGUGAAAUAAGGUCGUUGUCGACGGCUGUCUGGCGUCCAUAUGCAGUGUCUGUGGGCCAGGAUCGAUUUCUCUUUUUGUGGAAUGUGGCAGCAGAACAGAUUCAGUUUAGUAAACUUCUGGAUGAAGACAUACUUUCAGCGAGCCUACAUCCAAUGGGGCAUUAUGUGGCAAUCACAACAUCUGACUCGCUCCAGGUCUUUUCCGUCUUAGUAGACCGCUUUCAUUUAGUGCGCGAAGUUAUCUUGGCUGGGUGUCGUAAGCUAGCCUUUAACUCUGGUGGGAAUUAUAUAGCCGUCACUCGUGGUUCGACGUUGCAACUGAUCAAUUUCAUCACAUUCGAGACGUCUUCGCCACUAAUGGCUCACAAAGGAGACAUUAAUCAAAUUGUCUGGAGUGAAGAUGGUCAGCGAAUUUACUCUUGCGGAGCAGACGGUCUUCUCUGCGUAUGGGACUCGACGAGUCACGAAGUGCUGAUGCAGGUGAAACCAAACGGAAUUAAUUUAAUCGACCUGGCUGCCCUAUCCAAUGGCCAUCUUAUUGUUGCCUCUGUCGACGGCGAAGUCGUUGAAGUCGCCGAAGAUGGUCAGGUAGUGUGUCGCCUUCGUGCUGCAGAACUUUCAGCCACUUCCCUUUUUUACUUGGCUCGAGAACAAAUAAUCCUCGUUGGAACACGGAUGGGAGGUUUGCGAGCCUACAAGUAUCCAAUCAACAGUCGCUCAGAUUAUCAAGAACACUUCACUCAAUAUGGAGCCAUUACACAGAUUUCAGAAACAACUUUGGGACUUGAUGGCCAAAUGUUGAUGAGUUGCUGUGAGGAUGGCUCGAUUUGCUUGUGGCGACUGGGUGACGAAAACGCCAAGGCGACUCAGCAUCUACCCUCUUCUAGCCGGAUGAGGCUAGAGGAGAGCGAGCUCAACCUCGAAUGCCUAGUGUUGCGCGCCGAUUGGGAUGACCGCGGCAAAAAGUUGGACAAUCUCAUCCGUCAGCUUGAAGAAGUCAAACGUCAGGCCGAGUUACAGGUCAAAGCUGUCGAACAGGAAUGCAGCCAGAAAACGUAUGCGGCCGAAAGUCGACACAACGAUCAAUUUGAUCGCGCUAUUGACAAAAUUCAGGAACUGGAAAAGAAGUUAGCUCAGCAAGUGGAGCAGAGUCAUCAGCAAAUGAUGCAACUGCGACUAGAUGGAGAUAAUGAACGACGGCGACUUGAAGAGGCCCAUCACAGCAAAUUGGCUUCCGAGUAUCGCCAUCACCAAUCUCUUGAAUCCACAAUCGAGCAAUUGAAAAUCGAGCACAUCAAAGAAAUGGAUUUGAUGGAAGGCCGUUUAACGGUAGAACGAAACCAACGUGAAGCACGCUUGCGCGAGGAAUUUGAUGCAAGUCUUAGGACAUCUGAAGACGAAAAGGCUCAGCUAAAAAAGAAAGUGGCUGGCUUGGAAGCGGCGCUGAAGUUGGCGACGGAAAAGUUUGAAUCAGAUCAAAAGUCCUUCCAAACAAGACAUGAGAUGCAACUGAGUGCCGAAAAACAAGUCAAUCUCAAGUUGAGAGGAGAAACAGCCAUUCUGAAGAAAUCUGUCAAUGGAUUGCAGAAAGAGGUGGAGAGUCUUCGACUAAAUUCACUUGGUCAACAAUCUGAAGCUACGCGCUUAACAACGUGUUUAACUUCGGUCCGUCACGAAACAAAAGAGCUUCAAGAAGAACUAGAACGCAGAGAUAAUAUUAUCAAAACAAAAGAUGAAAAGUUGCAAAAACUGGUUCAGCAAAUGCAACAACAUGACAAAACGCAAAUCGAAUUAAAACAGCAGUUAGCGGAUGUAAAGAAAAAACUUUUGGAGAGCCAAACGGAAAUCGUUAAACUUCACUGUAAAUUGCAAGAGGUGGUUACUGGUUCCAAAUCAGCUCAGGCUGAAAUUGAGCAGCUAAGAAGAAGCGGAGAACAAAUGCAGGGCAAAGCCAAAAGUCAACUAGGUGAACUACAGAGUUUACGUCAAAAGUUUCAGUGUCAACAAGGUCGCCUACAAGAAAUUUUGGUCUGUCUCGACGUUGGAAUGAGCUACCUGCACGACGCUCGACAAUUGAAGGAUUAUUUUGCGGCAAUUCACGAUGUCUACUGCGACAAGGAACAAUUCGGCAGCUCAUCCCAUCGUAGUUCAGCUUCGUCGGCGAACCCAUCAUCUAGCGAGUGUAAUUUACUCAAAAAAGUUGAGUCGCUAGAGAAUACGAUUGCCUCGCUUCGUCACCAGUUGUCCGAAACCAUUAAACUAAGCGAGAUAAAACAGGAGAAACUACGAAAGGAUAACAACCUUCUGCUGAGUGAGUUGGAGAACACUAGGAAAAAAAUUUCUACUAUACAUGAAAAAGAAGCAAAUGUGUCAUAAAUCAUGCACCUUUUUUAGGUUUGAUUGAAAGUGAUGGUAAAGAAAUGUUUUUUUUUUCGUCAAUUAUUUUGGUGGAUUAAUGCUAUUGUUCGUAAUGAUUAUAUAACUUAGAGUUUAAAAAAAAAACUACGUUUAUUUUAUUUUUUCAGACCAAUUAUAAUUCAAAACUUUUCAGUGUUGUCCCAAAAAGCGAAGUACUCUCAGACUUAUAUAGCUUGGAGUAGUAAUGGAAUUAAUCCAUUCACUCGAUUCACCGGUCACCAAGCCUAUAUAGCAGGUCGUGCAUUUUCAAUUGUCAAUAUUUCCUUGUUGAAUGCGCAAAGAUUUUAGAUUGCAUUGAAACAUUUAUAAGCUUUAUUUCUUAUUACAUGAUACCUUUAAGAUGCGUCUUUCUUUCUUGGUAUAGAUUUCAUGUAUUUGGCCAUCCUAUUUGUUAUUGUUUGCUGAGUGUUAACAUAGUUGCUAUAGGUUCUGUAAAUCAGUGUACAUUUUAUAAUGAACGCUAUCCAAAAACCAAGUUGAUUUCUUGUUUUUGUUCAUUAUCACGUACGUUCUUUUUAUACUUCGCCGUUAGACAAUGUACCGAAAACGUGCCCAAUAGCCAAUUCUUAAAAUGCGAUCUGUUUGCCAUUUGUUCGCCCAAACCCCAAAGGAAUUUUUUUUUUUCAUUCAACAAGUCUAGAACAUGAAGAAGCCAUAAAUCAUGUUUCGCCUGGUCAUGAGUAAUUUCGCAUCAUCUUACUUUAUUUUGCUGACUUGCUGUCCCGCGGAGUGAGAACGGAACGGAACUUCGUUGUCAAUGGGUCGAGUUUGAAACUUUGUCAUAAUUUUCAAUCGAAUUUCUGUUAUUUUUGAACGAUGUUUGAACUUUGAACGGGAUGAGAUGAAACCGAAGUGAAACCUUUGAAUACCUGCCGUUAGGAGCGCUAAUGUCAACUCUCAACUACUCAAUUGUAAAUAUGGCAUUAAGAUUAGAUACGUGGCUGAUUUCGGAUCACAGUCAGAACUUUCAUACCGGUCGUGAGUUUUAAGAGGCCUUAUGUUGACAUCUGAAAUAAGAUUCAGGGAUAUUAUGAGCCUAUUAUAGUUUUAGUCAACAUGAAUGAAAAGCCCGAUGAAAAAUCUGAAUCUUUGAAGAAAGACACUCGUGUGCCUCCCGUGCAGGAUUUUCUUUCCAAACCUGAUUUGACUGCUUGUAAGGUUAUGCAAUAUGCAUACUAACAUUCAUUUCUUACAUCUCAAAAUAAUAAAAAGUACUAGGCUGAUGUACUUUUUGUUUCAUUGUUUCAUUAGCAGACUUUUCUUAACGAAACAUUUUUAAUUCAAACUUUCUUCAUUAAGACUAACCAAAGGUACAUAAUUUACCAAGUACCAUUUUAAAAAAUCCUUUUCAAUUACUGAACAGAAUGGUGGGAAAAUAUUGUUUGCCACUGAUGAUGGAUUUGCAGUAGCAGAAAAUUUGUUGAAGG